AUGUCGAUCGGGGUUGCAUGCCCGGUCAUAGCUGGCGUUACGAUUGAAGCUGAAGGUUUCAUUCCUGUCAACCAGAACGACGUUUCUGGAAUUCUGAACAUCUCGUUAUACAUCCCGGACUUCGAAGGGCGGGCCAUCCUGAGGAUCUUCUCGAACUCUACGCAAGCUGAGAUCGGUUGCUAUGCCGCGCAAAUCAUGAAUGGAAACACGUUCCGCCAGAAGACUGCAGUGGGCGCUGUGCUAGGGGUGUUCACGGCGACAGCGAUGAUCUCCUCCUUUACUACAGCAAUCUAUGGGAAUAACAUCGUCGAGAUGCGCAAACACUACGCUCAUUCAGUUUCGGUCAUGGUUGUGUUUUCUGUAUGGCACCACAUCUAUUUUAGCGGCGCCCCAUCGAUGAAGUGGCCUGGUGCCCUUGUUUCAUUCUGGAGCAACUAUGCUUGUGCGGGCGGCAUGAUAUACUCCGAACACAUGCAGAACAUCAUCAAUGAGUUCAUCAGAUCCAACAAAGGCAACACAUCCCACUUGGGCGCUACAGGGAAUGGUGUCAAUAAUCCGGACCUUGAUGACGGUUACAGUAUCCAGGUGAUCUACAAGCGAGAGAUGGAUGAUCGAAGCAGAGACUUCUCGUAUACGGGAAAGCCUGUGAAGCCCGGCCUUCCUAUCCCCGGAAACUUUUCUGGCUUUCCUGGGACACUUGCACAAGAACGAAUACCUGCUUCGAACGCGUUCAUGACGUGCCUACUCUGGUCGCUGAUACUGGUCGUCUGUCUCGUUGCUUCAAUUGCAACUUUCAAAGCCUUGUUGGAAGCAUUCAGCAAGAUGAGACUGCUGAAAAGAGACUCACUGGCCUAUUUUCGGGCUCACUUCAUCCGUUACACGACUCUUACUGUCUUGCGAGUUGCCUUCCUCGGGUUUUUCAUGACAGCCUUUGUCUCAAUGUUCCAACUCUCCUAUCUGAGGUCGACAGGCCCUGUUGCAGUAGCUUGUGUGGUCUUCUUUCUCGUGGUAUUCGGUACAGGUACUGCGGCGGGUCUUGCUUGUUACCGGAAGGUGCGUGGCGGAGGAUACCUGUGUGAGAGAAACGCCUUGAUCAUUGAGGAAAGGAAAGUUUGUAAGUUCAUUCCAUGGUUCAAAGUUUCACGCCAGAGCGAGGCUUCGCGAUCGGAGGAUAAGGCAUAUGUCGGGACGAUUCCUUGGUGGACUCUCCGAUCCUCGUCUGGUGAAAAGUCGGUCCAUGACGACGAGAAAUUCAUCCGGUCGUUUGGCUGGCUUGUAUCGCGAUAUCGUCCGACACGCUGGUGGUUCUUCGCACUCUGGCUUUUGUACGAGUUCACCAGGGCCUGCCUCUUGGCUGGAGCUUCCAGUCAACCUCUCAUUCAGGUCUUCGGUCUACUUGGGGUCGAAUGUAUAGCGCUCAUCGUUGUCUUCUAUCUUCGCCCCUUCGAAGGUCAGCGCCUCAACAUCAUCUUGGCAUACUCUCUAGGCUCCAGCAAAGUAACCACCACUGCUCUUGCUGCGACUCUCGAUAUGCGAUUCAAUUUACCCCGCAUUUUGGCGACUGUGAUCGGAAUUGUGAUCAUCGUCAUCCAGGGACUGCUGACGUUGGUCGUUCUGUUCGCGAUCAUAAGCGGUGCCAUCACCACCUCCUUCUCUGUCAGUCGAGACCAGGAAGAAGUACGACCAAGAGGAUGGAUGCCUGUCCGCGAGAAGUACUUCAAGCACCUUAACGGUCAGGCCGAUGACAUUGUUCCACGACGUCGCUCAGUAUCCGUUAUGCCGAUGCAAGAAGCACAAAAAGGCUCAUACUUCAGCGUGAACCGGGUCCAGCGCGUACCCAAGGUCGAAGACGAGGAUGUUGAGUUCGUGCAGGAGAUCUACAACGACUGCUCGGUAUCUAGAACGUCAGUACUCAGACAGGAUGAAGUGGAACCCGUAAAUGGCUUAUUGCAUCGAAGUCGAGCCGGGAGUGACACGUCGCAAACUUCACAGUCGAGUUUGCCACGAGCAGCACGUGUCCAUCGUCCCACCUGGAAGUCGCAUGACUUUGCCGAAGCGCGGGUUGCAGGGCGAACAAAGACACUAAGUAAGACUACGUCUUCCACGCCUGAAUAUCCCGAGCGCCCAACGAGCGUAACAGUACCGCAACUCGAUGGUGCAUCGAGCGGUUCCGAGAAUGUGGUUGGACGUUCAGAAUCUUUCCUUCCAGCUGCAAUUCAACCCGAAUCGGCGGCGUACAAGCCAAUCCUGCAUCCUUUUGCGGAAAAAGAUGGAAUGAGCCCGGCUCAGCGGUCUGGCCGCAAACCUAGCGUUCAUUCGUGGUCGAGCUCCACACUGCCAAUGGAGGCAGCGACUGACCAAGGAACCAUUUCGCCGAUGUGCAUAGAGAGCAGCAACAUGCUCCAGGAGCAGAGUCAAGAGACCUAG
Molecule: messenger RNA, 2427 nt
Organism: Parastagonospora nodorum SN15
Lineage: Eukaryota; Fungi; Ascomycota; Dothideomycetes; Pleosporales; Phaeosphaeriaceae
Exons: 2
Coding region: 1-2427 (808 amino acids)
Biological process (GO): fungal-type cell wall biogenesis; transmembrane transport
Source: RefSeq, a predicted model, not a curated record